Emiliania huxleyi CCMP1516 is the source of this 336-nucleotide messenger RNA. RefSeq lists its product as hypothetical. Gene Ontology annotation, biological process: protein phosphorylation. Bases 1 to 336 code for a protein of 111 amino acids. Gene Ontology annotation, molecular function: ATP binding; protein kinase activity. Lineage: Eukaryota; Haptophyta; Isochrysidales; Noelaerhabdaceae. The record is from RefSeq and is a predicted model, not a curated record. The transcript has a single exon.
AUGAGGACGGACAGCGAAAGCCGACCGUCCAUUGCGCCCAGCCUCAUGGCCGAGUACGAGUUCCUUCGGCCGCCACUCGGGCGCGGUGCGUUCGGCGUGACGUUCAAGGCGAGGAAACGAGGCGCCGAUGCCAUCGUCGCCAUCAAGCGCUCCACGCGGGGCACGGACGACGAGGCCACCCGCGCAAUCCGCGAGGCCAUUCACCUGCUGCGGCUCGAUCACCGCAACCUGGUCAAGGUACUGGACGUUUUCCUCGAUCGUGAUCCGGAGACGGACGAACCGCGUAUCAACAUGGUGAUGGAGUACUGCAGCGGUGGCACUCUGCGUUCGCACUAA